Talaromyces marneffei is the source of this 888-nucleotide messenger RNA. RefSeq lists its product as uncharacterized. Gene Ontology annotation, cellular component: U1 snRNP; U2-type prespliceosome. Gene Ontology annotation, biological process: mRNA splice site recognition. Bases 1 to 888 code for a protein of 295 amino acids. Lineage: Eukaryota; Fungi; Ascomycota; Eurotiomycetes; Eurotiales; Trichocomaceae. The transcript has 3 exons. Gene Ontology annotation, molecular function: mRNA binding. The record is from RefSeq and is a predicted model, not a curated record.
AUGGCAGCAGAGCAGAGGAAGCUGUUGGAGCAGCUCAUGGGAGCUGACCAGCUCAUGGGCACAGGCGCAGCCUCUCGCAAUGCCCAACUCACCAUCACCGACCCCAAAGUCUGCCGCUCCUACCUUGCCGGCACGUGUCCCCACGACCAAUUCACCAACACCAAACAAGACCUGGGUCCCUGCCCCAAGCUUCAUAGCGAGGGGCUAAAGGCAGAAUACGAAGCUACAUCGGCCAGCGACAAGGCGAAAUGGGGGUUUGAAUACGACUAUAUGCGCGAUAUGCAAAAGUAUAUUGAUGAAUGUGAUCGACGGAUCGAUUCCGCGCAGCGACGGCUGGAGAAGACGCCUGAUGAGAUUCGGCAGACUAAUAACUUGUUGAAACAAAUCUCCGAACUCACCAAAACCAUCAACUCCGGCCUCCUCGAAGUCUCCGUACUGGGCGAAAUGGGCUCCGUCUCCCUGGCCAUGUCCGAACUCUUCAAAGUCCGCUCCGCAAAACACCAGAAGGAGGUCUACGAGCGCGACCUGAGGAACCUAUCAGACACAUCCGGACCCUCGGGACACCAAAAAUUGCAGGUUUGCGACGUCUGCGGCGCAUACCUCAGUCGUCUUGAUAAUGAUCGUCGUUUGGCGGAUCACUUUUAUGGGAAGAUGCAUAUGGGGUAUUCGGAUAUGCGAAAGACAUUCAAGAAGUUGAGUGAGGAGUUGAAAGGGAGACCACCACCAGCGAGACAUGAUGAUGGAUAUGGUGAUGAGGGCGGUUGGGGUGGUCGCGGCGGCGGCGGUGGUGGGAGAGGAUAUGGACGGUCUGGUGGUGGUGGAGGAGGUGGUGGGUAUAGGAAACGGGGUGGUGGUGGUUAUGGAGGAGGAGGAGGAGGCAGAUGGUAG